This is a messenger RNA of Helianthus annuus (common sunflower), 435 nucleotides long. Its product is annotated as ATP-dependent RNA helicase glh-2-like. Gene Ontology annotation, molecular function: zinc ion binding; nucleic acid binding. Bases 1 to 435 code for a protein of 144 amino acids. The record is from RefSeq and is a predicted model, not a curated record. The transcript has a single exon. Lineage: Eukaryota; Viridiplantae; Streptophyta; Magnoliopsida; Asterales; Asteraceae.
AUGGGUGCUUUGCCCAAAUGUGACAUUUGCCUGUACCAUCACUCGGGUCAGUGCAGGUUGAGGAAAUACGAGUUUUGUGGUAAGGAGGGCCAUUCGAAGAAUACUUGCUGGGUUGGCACAGGUGUUGGUCGUGGAAAAAAUGGUCAUAGAGGUUUUGGUAACAACAAUCGCGGUGGGAACGGAAAUGGAAACCGCAACGGCGGAAAUACUAAUCGGGGAAAUGUUGGAAACCAAACUGGGAAUCGGGGAGCAAACAAUGAUCAAGGUGAUAAUGGUAACAUACUAGGACUGGGAUGUUUCAACUGCGGAGAAGUCGGACACUUUAAAAAGGAAUGCCCAAAGCUCAACCAAGCUCGUGGAAGGGUAUUCAACAUAGGGGCAAUGGAAGCACGCCAGGACCCGAAUGUUGUCACUAGUACGUUCCCUAUAAAUUAA